This is a messenger RNA of Phlebotomus argentipes, 918 nucleotides long. RefSeq lists its product as uncharacterized. The record is from RefSeq and is a predicted model, not a curated record. The coding region runs from base 503 to 910 and encodes 135 amino acids. The transcript is spliced from 3 exons. Lineage: Eukaryota; Metazoa; Arthropoda; Insecta; Diptera; Psychodidae.
GGUUUUUUGCAAAGAUCCAACAAUUGGAAAUAUUUAUAAAUAAUCUAUAAGUCUCUGAAGUCAUUAUAAUUCGGAUAAUAUGGUCGGAAUUGGUGUAAAAAAUGGCAGAUUUCAGAGUGAUUUUGUGUCUUAGAUUCCAAUUUGUUAUCCUUAAUUGUGGAUCAGACUUUAUUCUCUCUUAUCAACUCAUGUUCCACUCAUUAUCUCGAGAUUAGUGAACAUUUGUGAACUUGAUUGAUAAGUAAAUUUAUUCGGAAUUCCCAGAGAUUGCAAUCGUCACGCAUAAAUUACGUUUUAUCAUGGGAUUCAAAGCACACACUCUUUCUCUCUAGUGGCUUCACCAGAUAAGACAAAGAGUUUAUCAAUAUUCCAUAGUCUGUUUUGUACAAUUUACCACCUAAUAAUUAUCGAUCUUCCGUUUUUGAAUAGGAAUUCAGCGUAUAAAAGACCUAAUCUUGAUGCUCAAGCACUCAGUCAAUUCCAAUUCACACAAUUGAACACAAUGAAGUUGAUCUUUGUGCUUUGCGCCGUUAUCCUCGUGCAGUAUGCCACAGCCAAGUCCGCCCUGAACGACGAGGAGGACGAGAGAUGGGCGUGCGUGGAGGGAGUCUUCCGCGAACUCGAGGCCGAUCCGGAGAGACUCGGCCACCUGGCGCUGGAGUUCUUCAACAUGGUGUCGGAGUCGAGAGCGGGCAGACAGAGAUGCUACGACAUGCUGAGCGAUCCGCCAACUGAGCUGGAGAGACGCCGUCAUGAGGCCUGCAUGAUUGCCUGGCGAGCGACGCUCCUGCGCGACGUCAACAGGUUGCGACGCGCCGCUCAGGACAGCGACGUUCAGGAGACCUUCGAGCAGCUGCAGCGAGACAUCAUGGACUGCCUGGACGCGACUUCGGACGAGAUAAUCGACUAAGACAAUAA